Molecule: messenger RNA, 2791 nt
Organism: Etheostoma spectabile (orangethroat darter)
Lineage: Eukaryota; Metazoa; Chordata; Actinopteri; Perciformes; Percidae
Product: cyclic nucleotide-gated cation channel beta-3-like
Biological process (GO): monoatomic cation transmembrane transport
Cellular component (GO): plasma membrane; intracellular cyclic nucleotide activated cation channel complex; photoreceptor outer segment
Molecular function (GO): protein-containing complex binding; intracellularly cAMP-activated cation channel activity; cGMP binding
Source: RefSeq, a predicted model, not a curated record
GGCUGAUCUGGUGUUGACUGCAGCAGAAAAGGGAGUGUCCAAAGGGAAUUAAAGGGUCUAAGACAUUUGAUUGCGAGGAAGAGGACUAUAGAGCGUUCUGGAUCUGAAAACCACAUUGAAAAGCGUCUUCUGAAGGAGAAGUGGAUGGUGUAGCCCACACAAACUACCGCCAUGUUCAACAGGUUGAAAAAAAUGAUGGGGGCUCCUGAGCCUCCCCCUGCCCAACCCGGUACCCCACCUUCCACCCCAACUCCGCCAGCUAAGGAAGAAAAGCCCCCUGAAAAGAAGGAUGAAAAAGAGGAGCAAAAGAAAGAGGUGCAAAAGAAAGAGGAGGAAAAGAAAGAGGAAGAAAAGAAAGAGGACAAAAAGGAAGAGGAGAAGAAAGAAGAGCCCAAGAAGGAAGAGCCAAAACCAGCUCCAGCGCCUGCCCCUGCUGCUGCUGCCCCAGCUGCUGCUGCCCCAGCUGCUGCGGCCCCUGCUGCUGCUGCUCCAGCUGCUGCUGCUGCUGCUGCUGCUGCUGCCCCAGCUGCUGCUGCUGCUGCACCUGCGGCAAAUCCAGAGGGAGCUAAUGGUGAAGAGGCCCCUCCUCCUCCCCCUGUUGUCUACUUCCGUUACACAGAUGACACACUCAGAAGUAUGAUUAAGAAUUUAAGAGAAGAGACAGCGAUGCUAAGAGAGAAAGCCAUAGACCCUUACGCCACUUCGCCAGAAAUCUCCCCACCUGUCACACCUAUUUUCCUGAAGGAGGACUACAUCAGAAUGAAGGAAGAGGAACGAAUAGCAAAAGAAGAAGAGGAUAAAAAGAGGGCAGAAGAGGCAAUCAAAAAGGCAGAGGAGAAGAAAAUAAAGGACGAGGAGAAACGCAAGCAGGCCGAGCUGAAAGCAAUGGAGGAGAAGAUUGCAGAGGAAGCCAAGAAGAAGAUGAAGAAGAUCUUUCCAGACUUGAUUUACACCAUCAUGGACUUUGCCUUUACUCCAGUUGAAAACAAGAUGGAUACCAUCCUGGGAAACACCCUAGAUGGUUUAGACCGUCGGUAUAUUACCUGGUUGACGUUGGUAGCGCUGGCAUUUAACUACAACGUUUGGUUGUGCACUGCAAGGAUGGUCUUCCCUUACCAUAAUGAAGUCACCAACCCCUACUGGAUAACUUUUGACAUUCUCACAGACCUAGUGAAUAUUAUUGACAUCAUCAUUUGGCAGCCCCGAAUACAGUUUGUCAAAGGCGGAGACAUUAUUAAAGACCGAGCGGUAUGUAAGGCACAUUAUCGGAAAUCACAGCGAUUUUUGACUGAUAUAAUCAGCAUCAUCCCCUUUGACUUUCUCGGCCUGUACUCUGGAUUCUCCUCUGUAUACCGAUUCAACCGCUUCCUCAGGAUUGAUAACUUCUUUGAGUUCAGCGAUCGACUAGAAAGCAUCAUGGCCAAGGCCUACAUCUGGAGAGUGAUGCGCACCACAGGUUACCUGCUCUACGCACUCCAUAUCAACGCCUGUGCGUACUAUGUUCCCUCAAAGUACCAGGGUUUUGCAUCUACCACUUUGGGGUUAUGAGGACGGGGAAACCCCCAAAGGUACCUGCGUUGUUACUACUAUGCUGUCCGCAGUCUGAUCAACAUCGGGGGUCUUCCAGAGCCUAUAACCAUCUUUGAGAUUAGCUUUCAGUUGUUAAACUUUUUCGUUGGCGUCUUUGUGUUCUCCAGUUUGAUUGGACAGAUGAGAGACGUCAUAGGAGCAGCAACAGCAGGUCAAACAUAUUUCCGGGCAUCGAUGGAUGGCUGUGUUGACUACAUGAACACCUACUCGAUUCCAAGGGAAGUCCAGAACAGGAUCCGGGCCUGGUUCAACUACACCUGGGCAGCUCAGGGCAUGCUGGAUGAAUCCGAGCUGCUCGACAAGAUGCCCCUGGUCAUGAGAACUGCCAUCGCUGUUGACAUCAACAUGGCAAUCUUCCAGAAGAUCGCACUGUUUCAGGGCUGCGACCAGCAGAUGUUGGUGGACAUGUUGUUGAGGCUCAAGUCAAUCAUCUAUCUACCUGGAGACUUUGUAGUGAAGAAAGGUGACAUUGGUAAAGAAAUGUACAUCAUUAAAAGUGGAGCGGUGCAGGUGGUGGGAGGACCUGACAACAGUAUUGUGUUUGUCACACUGAAGGCUGGCAGUGUGUUUGGAGAAAUCAGUUUACUUCAGUCUGCCAAAGAUGGAGGAAACAGGCGCACCGCUAACGUGAAAGCGCAUGGCUUUGCUAACCUUUUUGUCCUGGAGAAGAAAGACUUAUUUGACAUCCUCAUCCACUACCCAGAGUCGCAGAAAGUGUUGGCCAGGAAGGGAAAGAAACUGACCAAAGCCAAAGGCCCAGCAACUGCGAAAGCUGUUGAAGAAAAGCCGAAAGGUUUAACCCUUUUUGGAACAAAGCCACAAACACCCAAGUUAAUAAAACUCUUCCAGAACAUGAAGAAAGGGAUCAACAAGUAGACAUGUUGAGAGUGUCUCAACCACUUCAAAUCUAAAUCAUUUUGUAUAUUCCACUUUUCGUUGGCUACUGAAUGGCUCACAAGAAGACAGAAACAGGUCAUCAGUAAUUUUAAUUAUCUUAGGACAGUCACCUUUUUACCUUUUGUAGAUUUUUAAUAGUUACAUUUAACCUGAAAAGUAGCAGUAGCCAAAUCUGAAGGUUAAUAUGUUUAAAGUUUGUAUAUUGUAAAUGAUGAUCCAUUAUUUGGAGCAUGAUUUUUUGUAUAAAACAAAGUUAAGAUGUAUUAAAUGUGUCAAAAGUUUUAUUACUAAAAGCUCUUCUGUA